Monodelphis domestica (gray short-tailed opossum) is the source of this 1174-nucleotide messenger RNA. Its product is annotated as olfactory receptor 6C4-like. NCBI's taxonomy places the organism in Eukaryota, Metazoa, Chordata, Mammalia, Didelphimorphia, Didelphidae. Gene Ontology annotation, biological process: G protein-coupled receptor signaling pathway. Gene Ontology annotation, molecular function: olfactory receptor activity; G protein-coupled receptor activity. Gene Ontology annotation, cellular component: membrane. The record is from RefSeq and is a predicted model, not a curated record.
GUGGAUUCAAAAGGUUCUCCAAGUCUAACAUGCCUUGAGAUCCCAUCCUAACCAUUAUUUUUUUUUCUUUACAAUUCCAGGGUCCAGUGAGUUCACAAUGGAAAAUAUCACCACUUUGACAGACUUCGUUCUUCUGGGUCUCACCGAUGCCCCCGAUUUCCAAGUUGUACUUUUUCUCUUUCUCUUUCUUAUCUAUGUAUUCAGUGUCAUCAGCAACCUGACCAUUAUCACUCUCACUAUUAUGGAUGCCCACCUGCAGACUCCCAUGUAUUUCUUCCUUCGGAGUUUUUCCAUCCUAGAAAUUUUCAACACAACUGUGUUUACUCCCAGGCUCCUACACAGUAUUGCAACAGGCAACAAAACCAUCAGCUUUGCUGGAUGCUUCAUUCAGUACUUUUUUGCCAUAUUUCUGGGGGCCACAGAGUUUUACCUUCUGGCUGCCAUGUCCUAUGACCGCUAUGUUGCCAUCAAAAAGCCCCUGCAUUACACAACCAUCAUGAACAAUAGAGUAUGCCUCCUCCUAGUUCUGUGCUCUUGGCUGGCUGGGUUUCUGAUUGCUUUACCAGCAGUCAUAAUGCUAAGCCUUCUGGAUUUCUGUUCAUCUAAUAUAAUAAAUCAUUAUUACUGUGAUACUACUCCAAUUCUGAAGCUCUCUUGCUCAGAGACAGACCUAGUAGAGUUGGUUGAUUCUCUUUUUGCUAUAGUAACACUGAUGGCCACCUUAGGGUUAGUGAUUUUCUCCUACUCUAACAUUAUCCAGACAAUUCUCAGAUUUCCUUCUGCUCAGCAAAGGAAAAAGGCCUUUUCUACCUGUUCUUCUCAUAUGAUUGUCAUUUCCCUUUCUUAUGGCAGUUGUAUUUUCAUAUACAUUAAGCCUUCAGCAAAGGAAGACUUCAGUUUCCAAAAAGAAGUAAGUUUACUCCCAAUUGUCAUCACUCCCCUACUGAAUCCCUUCAUUUACACCCUAAGGAAUAAACAAGUGAUACAAGCCUUCAAGGAUUUGAUUCAAAAGAUCCUGAGUCAUGGAUAAGAAAAACAAUUCAAGCCUGUGUGAAAAACAUGAGAGAAAAAGAAAAAGGUGAACAAAGCAGCAGAUAUCCAAAAACAUUGUCUCUGAAUUAAAUUCAUUCAACAAAUCUUUUAAAGAAUACAUUGUUAGGUGAUGGAGAAACAG